Helobdella robusta is the source of this 1095-nucleotide messenger RNA. RefSeq lists its product as hypothetical. Gene Ontology annotation, molecular function: calcium ion binding. Gene Ontology annotation, cellular component: plasma membrane. Gene Ontology annotation, biological process: homophilic cell-cell adhesion. NCBI's taxonomy places the organism in Eukaryota, Metazoa, Annelida, Clitellata, Rhynchobdellida, Glossiphoniidae. The record is from RefSeq and is a predicted model, not a curated record. The transcript has 3 exons. The annotation marks the transcript as partial.
AUGGUUUUGAAAAAAAGUCUCUACCACUCUGAUAUCUUCAAACCCGCUCAGACAUACGCGGUGUUGUUGAAAGCGAAAGACGGAGGCAACUCAGGUGGGUCGACAGUAUUGAGAAUCACGAUUGAAGAUGUCAACGAUCACGUACCUGUGUUUGAUUCAAAAUAUUACAACGCAGUCGUCGUUGAGUCAUCUCCUCGAGGAACGCAUGUCACCAGCGUGCACGCCAGCGACGAAGAUGGAGGACCGGCUGGCUCUCUCACCUACCGACUCUUCAACCCCCCUCGCCAGAUCCAAUUAUUAUUUGCUCUCGAUAACAAAACUGGUGAAAUAACGCUGAAAAGUAAUUUGCUCGACAGAGAAAAAACUCCCAAGUUACAAUUCAUUGUCGCGGCAGUUGAUUCAAGCGACAGACCGUUGUCCAGCACUGCGCAGGUUGUUGUGGAUGUGUUCGACAUCAACGACAACUCUCCGACCAUUUCAAAACUGUCAGGAUCGAUGAAGGUGCUGGAGAACUCGAUGGUUGACACGUUAGUGAACGCGGUUGAGGUCAACGAUUUAGAUGAUGGAGCCAAUGGAAACGUCCUGUGCUACUUGGAUGGCGAUGACACUGACAAUUUCAUUUCCAUUCAGAAUGUAGGAAGGUUUACUAUCAAUGUUGCUAAAAUUUUGGACGUAGAGAAAACUCCAGAUAUCAAUUUUACAUUAAUCUGCAGAGACAAUCCAAUUUUAUUGAACACAUCUCUCACUUCGAGCCAGAGCAUUGUGGUUACUGUGAUUGAUGUCAACGAUAAUGUACCUCAGUUCGAAAGAAACGAUUACAUUUUCUCUUUGAAAGAAAACUCGCCAUCCGGGAUAUUUGUGGGAACGAUCAAGGCAACUGACCUGGAUCAAGGAGAUAACGGAGCAGUCACAUACCGACUAAUUAACGAUUCGACUCUAUAUUUCUUCAUGGAACCAAAUAUAGGAACGAUUCGUUCGAAAGUGUCAUUUGACAGGGAGCACAGCGUAUGUUACUUGACAUUAAUCGUCGAAGCGAGUGACCACGGCGAUCCGAGCCUCACCAACACAACAACAGUCAUUGUCAUCGUUGAUGAU